This is a messenger RNA of Selaginella moellendorffii, 3823 nucleotides long. RefSeq names its product DNA-directed RNA polymerase I subunit 2. The record is from RefSeq and is a predicted model, not a curated record. Gene Ontology annotation, cellular component: nucleus; RNA polymerase I complex. The transcript has 30 exons. Gene Ontology annotation, biological process: DNA-templated transcription. Lineage: Eukaryota; Viridiplantae; Streptophyta; Lycopodiopsida; Selaginellales; Selaginellaceae. The coding region runs from base 1 to 3534 and encodes 1177 amino acids. Gene Ontology annotation, molecular function: DNA-directed RNA polymerase activity; ribonucleoside binding; DNA binding.
AUGGAAAUGCGGCGCUGCGCUCUACUUACCCUACUGCAGAUCGAUCGAGCGAAGAGAAAGAAGAGGAAGAAGGAGAAGGACGGCGCGACGACAUCUCGACCGCCGCGCAUUCCCGAUUCCGCAGCGUACAAGGCGCUGGAGGAUCUCGUCUCGCCUCACAUCGAUUCCUUCGACUACUUCGUGCAGCGGGGACUGGUGGAAGCAGUGAAGGGGAUCGCGCCGGUGGAGAUCGAGCAGGGUUCGACUGGGAAUAAGCUGAUUUUGACGCUCGACAAGCCUGUUGUGCAACCGCCCGUGAAGGAUCUCAAGGAGAAGGCAAUGGAGCAUCGUCUUCUUCCAAAGGAGUGCCGGCAAGGGUUCUUGAGCUACACCGGCGCGCUCAAUAUCCAGCUUAUCUUGGAUUACGGUUCAAUGACUAGAUACCAUCAACUUUCGCUUGGAAAGCUGCCUAUAAUGUUGAAGUCGAGCCUUUGCCAUUUGAGAGGCUUGUCGCCACAAAAGCUUAUUUCUUUGAAAGAGGAGGGCACGGAGAUGGGAGGGUACUUCAUUGUGAAAGGAAUUGAAAGAAUCAUACGAAAGCUCAUUGUACCGAAACGAAAUCAUAUAAUUGCUAUAAGGAGAAAUGCGUUUCAAAACAGAGGAGCAGGAUUCUCUGACAUCGGGUUGAUGAUGAGAUGUGUGAGACCAGACCAAACAGGGUCAACUAUCAAACUUUACUACCUGCAUCAUGGCACGGCUAGGCUUGGUUUUGUGAUUCGGAGGCAGGAGUUUGUGAUUCCGGUCGGAAUAAUUUUGAAGGCGUUCAUGGACACAAGUGACCGAGAAAUUUUCGAGCAGCUGAGUGGCAUCCACGUCCAAGGGCAAGAGCAGUCCAAAGGUGCAGUUGGAAGCCAGCUUAUAAGUCAAAGAGCAAGAAUCAUUAUUGAAGAGACGCAACGUCAACCUUGCCUUACACGUUUGGAUUGCCUUCGCUAUAUUGGCGAAACAUUUCGGACUCCUUUGGAGGCGCUGUCUAGUAUGUCCAACGCCGAGGUCGGAGAGGAUGUUCUGAGGAGAUUUGUCUUUGUACAUUUGGACAAUUUCCGUGAUAAGUUUAACUUGCUCAUUCAUAUGCUGCACAAGCUUUUUGCGGUUGUGGAUGGGUCGGCCUCGAUUGAUAGUUCCGAUACUUUACAACAUCAGGAGCUCUUACUACCCGGACAUCUGAUGAAUAUCUAUUUGAAGGAUAGACUAGAAGACUGGCUUUACAGGUGCAAGAGGUUGUUGCAAAGGGAAAUGCAACUCAAGGAAGAGUUCGACUUAAGCGACCAUGCAAAGGUUUUAAAAAUUGUGGAGAAAAAUAAUGCUGUGGAUAUAGGCAAACGGAUUGAAUAUUUAUUAAGCACUGGAAAUAUUCAAUCCCAGUCGCAUAUGGACCUUCAGCAGGCAAAUGGUUUUAGCGUGGUAGCCGAAAAGCUGAAUUUUUUCAGAUUCAUAUCUCAUUUUCGUUCCGUCCAUAGGGGAGCUUUUUUUGCAAGACAGAGAACUACAUCCGUGCGCAAGCUACUACCAGAAUCGUGGGGAUUUCUUUGCCCCGUUCACACUCCCGAUGGUGAACCUUGUGGGUUGCUCACUCAUUUAAGCUCAUUGUGCAAAAUUUCCACUGACCUCGAUCAAAAUAAUCAUCCCAAGGACCCCAAGGUUAUUCAUCGAACUAUUGCUACGGUGUUAGCUCAACUCGGCAUGGUUUCGAUUUCACCUUUAUUGGCGUUGUCAGUACCUCAAACCGUUUCUCACUUACGAAGUUUGAAAGUGACCAAGGGUUCUCAGGUCCCUAUCGAUCUAGAGAUUGGAUAUGUUCCUUGCACGUAUGCUGGAGCUUACCCUGGCUUGUUUCUGUACACGACGCCAUCACGGUUUCUUCGCCCAGUGAAGCAACUUGAUACAGGAGCUAUUGAACUUAUCUCUGCCUUCGAACAGGCAUACAUGGAAAUUGCAUGCCCCGACGGAGGAAAUUGCGGUCGAACACCUUCAGCUCCACCAGCAACUCACAUUGAACUGCAUCCGACGGCUAUGUUGAGUGUGGUUGCAAGCUCAACACCUUGGUCGGAUCACAAUCAAAGUCCUCGAAAUAUGUACCAGUGCCAGAUGGGAAAACAAACGCUAGGCUUUGCUUCACAGGCUUUGAAGUUUAGAACGGAUCACAAAAUGUACAAUCUUCAGAACCCUCAGUCUCCUGUUGCGCGCAACGUUAAUUACAAAAAGUACAACAUGGACGAAUUUCCACUUGGCACCAACGCUGUUGUUGCAGUGUUAGCGUACACAGGUUUUGACAUGGAAGAUGCUAUGAUUAUGAACAAAUCAUCGAUGGAGAGAGGUUUAGCACAUGGACAAAUCUAUAAGACCGAGCAUGUCGAUUUAAGUUUGCUGCAAAAAAAAUCUGAUGGAAUUGUGAACCUCUUUUCAAGACCAACUGGGAAGAGAAAUAUACAUAAUUUUCUUGACGUGGACGGUCUUCCACACAUUGGCCAGACUAUGCAUAAUGGAGAUCCUUAUUGCAGUGUUUUGAAUACAAUGACUGGUGAUGCGAAGCUACAUAAGCUUAAAGCUGCAGAAAAUGUCGUCAUAGAUUCCGUCAUUGCCAUCGGGCAUGGCAGAGACCCACUUCAAAAGAUCGCUGUGAAGUUCCGCCAUGAUCGAAACCCGGUUAUUGGUGACAAGUUCAGCAGUCGCCAUGGACAGAAAGGAAUUCUGUCACAGUUGUGGCCAGAUAUCGACAUGCCAUUUUCGGCUGUCACCGGGAUGCGUCCCGAUAUUAUUAUCAAUCCCCACGCAUUCCCGUCUCGUAUGACGAUCGGUAUGCUUAUGGAGUCUAUGGCUGCCAAGGCCGGCGUUCUUCGAGGCGAGUACGUGGAUUCGACUCCCUUUAGAAGCAGCUCAGCAGCUUUAGAUGCAAAAGAUGGUAAAACAGGAAGCGGCUACAAGGGUAAAGAUAAGCAUUAUCCCGCGAUUAGUGAGUUUGGGGAGCAGCUGGCACAGCACGGUUUCAAUUACCAUGGCACCGAGGUUAUGUACAGCGGUUUGCUAGGAACGGAACUCACCUGUGAGAUCUUCAUCGGUGUUGUGUAUUAUCAGCGACUGCGACAUAUGGUUUCGGACAAGUUUCAGGUCCGCUCGCUCGGUGCUAUCAAUCCCGUCACUAGACAGCCAGUAGGUGGUCGCAAGCUCGGUGGAGGCAUACGUUUUGGAGAGAUGGAGCGUGACUCGCUACUUGCACACGGUGCAGCGUAUUUACUACACGAUCGAUUGCACACAUCCUCCGACUACCACGUUGGAGACGUGUGCACCACUUGCGGGAGUCUGCUGUCAACUCUGAUGGUACCCUCAAAGCAGCCCGCCGUCGGUGCUCGGAACAAACCCAAGAAGGCUACCUGCAAAGUCUGCCAGUCGAAUGCUGGAGUCGUCAAGGUUGCCAUGCCAUUCGUCUUCCGGUAUCUUGCAGCAGAAUUGGCAGCCAUGAACGUGAAGCUUACCCUCAAAGUUGCUUCAGCGUAAGGAAGGGACCACUGUACUUGGAGCAAAGGAUCUAGCAUGGUUUUUGGUCCUUGAAGGAGCGGACCCAGCCCUUUGCAGAGCAUCUCCAGCUCCACAUACGCUCCCUGCCGUCAUCCGGGCAUCCUCAAGCCUCACUGCAUCUCGAGAAGACAAGCCUUUAUCCAGGCAAGCGCUCCUUCGCUGGCUUGGCUCUUUUUCUUUGCUUGUUUUCCGUCAAUAUAUAUGGCGUUGGAACAAAGAGCCUUCCUUUAGAAGACAAGGCGAAGAAAUGCUAAGAACCGUUUUUCCU